UGCUCUGUGGUCAUAUGUUGAUGUGUGCGAUGUGAUGAGAGAAUGUUUUGCAAUUUUGAAAAUUAAUUUUAGUUUUUGUGUAUAACUUAGAAACGAUUAUGUCUCAGCAAUUAAUAAACGAAAACAGUAAAUAUAUAUUAGACCUAUUUUCUGAACAAACUGUGGACUCCCAGAGCUUGGACUCGAUAUGUGCUCAAGUACAGAAAAGGUUCCCAAAAUCGGAACAUUUCAACUUAUGUCUGCUGCUGGCGUCUCUGAUCACGGGCGGGGACCUGUCCCUGCCGGGGCAGCGCGUGGUGGCGCUGGCGCUGCUCUAUGACAUCUACAAGCAACAGGAGAACCCGUUCAGCCCUCUGUUCUUGCACCUACUUGAAGGUAAACAAGGCUUACAGCCGCUAGCUCCACAGGAAAGGGUGUUUAUUGGACAACUUCAUGGGUACCUGCCUUGCAAUAUUAAAGAUGUACUAAAGAAGUCAGCAAAACAAGUGAUGACAAGCGAGUGGUCGGCCAAAGACGUGCAGUGGGACACGAGCCCCCUGCAAGCGAGCGUGGCGGAGCGGCUGGCGGACAUCAGCUGUGUGGCGCGGGCUACUGUGCCGGCUCUGGUGCCGCUUAGUGAUGGGAGCCCCCCAAACCGCAUAGCCCUCAAAGAGCUGCUCUCAGCCGUCAUGGGGUCUCCCUGCCUGCCGCUGCAGCGCACGCUGCGCGCCGCGCCGCCCGCGCCGCCGCCGCCGCCGCGCCCCCGCCCGCCCACGCCCGCCGCUGAUGAGCUAGUGUGGAAGAACCUGGUGUCCCGCGGAGCCCACAUCCCCCUCUAUGACCCGGGGACGGAUGGACUGCUGGGGCUGCGGCCUGAGGAGAAGAAACCAGUGCCUAAGGAGACGCCUAAGAAGUCCCAACAGCCCCCACAAGAAGAGAAGAAGCCCGCCCCUUCCCCCGCCACCCCCGCACCCGCCCCCGCAGCCCCCGCGCAGGACAAGCCGGCCGAGGUGAAGCCCGCCGAGCCGGCCGACCCCGCCGCAGAGGCCGCCAGACUUAUACAGGUGGCGCUAAAAGGGGCUCUCAGUGUGACGCAACAACAGACCCUGCUGGCUCUGCUGGACGCGCAGCCCGCGCUCGACAAUGUGCCUCUCACCCCGCAACAACCACAGCUCCCUGAACUCGUAGAGAACAACCCGAUGGUGGCCAUCUCCGUCCUACUGAAGCUGAUCCACUCACAGCAGAUUACAGAAUACUUCAGCGUGCUGGUCAACAUGGAGAUGUCGCUGCACUCCAUGGAGGUCGUCAACAGACUAACAACCUCAGUGGACCUGCCCGUAGAGUUCGUGCACCUCUACAUCAGCAACUGCAUAUCCACGUGCGAGACGAUCCGCGACCGAUACAUGCAGAACAGACUCGUGCGACUGGUGUGCGUGUUCCUGCAGGCGCUGAUACGUAACAACAUCAUUAAUGUCAAGGAACUGUUCAUCGAAGUGGAAGCAUUCUGCGUGGAGUUCAGCCGGAUCCGCGAGGCGGCCGCGCUGUUCCGUCUGCUGAAGCAACUCGACUCCGGCGACGCUUCACAUAAAGACAACAAAGACUAGCAGGCAGUGGCGGGAGAGAGCCCGAGUGCCUCAGAAUAAUAACGGACUUGGUUCCUUGUGCUGAAGGCAUAGACUAUUUGUUGAGAUGGGGGAUGCCAGGGAUUUGUGAUAAGUGCCUGUUUUGUCUCGCGUUGUAGGAGGAUUCGCCUUGAAGUG
Messenger RNA from Plutella xylostella (diamondback moth), 1739 nucleotides. NCBI's taxonomy places the organism in Eukaryota, Metazoa, Arthropoda, Insecta, Lepidoptera, Plutellidae. The record is from RefSeq and is a predicted model, not a curated record.